AUGACCACACAGUCGAUCAAUGCAGCCACCGUCAAUGGCGACAGAGACAACAAAUCCAUCUUCUCCACACCUCUCUCUGCUCGUGGUUCAACAAAACUUGACGCCAUCUCCAUCGAGGACUACGACCGUGAACGCCACCUUUAUCCCCGGCUUGGUUCUUCACAACAAACCCUAGUCAAAUCAGACUUCUCAAACUACGUUGAUCUUGAUGAAGAUGACGAUCUCAAGAUCCUCUGUUUCACACCAACCUCUAUGGGAAAGGGACAGUCCUCGUCGUCCUCAUCCACUAGACGAACCUUUGAUUGCGAGAUAUGUGUUGAACGCAAACCAAAGAUUGAAUCUUUUCGAAUCAAUGAAUGCUCUCACUCCUACUGUAAUGAUUGUGUCUCAAAGUAUAUAGCUGCUAGGUUACAAGACAACAUCCUCUCAAUCAAAUGCCCUGUUUCUGGUUGCCCCGGGCAGCUCGAGCCUGACCAAUGCCGUUUAAUCUUGCCGGGAGAGGUCUUUGAUCGUUGGGGCGACGCUCUCUGCGAAGCGGUGAUAACUGCCGGUUCGACUAGAUUCUACUGUCCGUAUAAAGAUUGUUCUGCUUUGGUCUACAUGGAUGAGAAGAUAAAAGAAUCAGAGUGCCCUCACUGCCAUAGAAUGGUAUGUGUAGAGUGUGGGACUAAGUGGCAUGCGGAGAUAACAUGUGAGGAGUUUCAGAAGUUAGGCGAGAACGAAAGAGAAAGAGAUGAUAUUUUGUUGAAGAAGAUGGCUGAGAGUAAGAAGUGGAAAAGAUGUCCUAAUUGCAAAUUCUACGUUCAAAAGACUAGGGGUUGCUCAACCGUGAUAUGCAGAUGUGGGUUGCCUUUUUGCUACAAGUGUGGAGCUCCUCUCAACCAACCCCAUUCUUGUCGUAGGACUAGGAGGCGUUGA
This is a messenger RNA of Capsella rubella, 918 nucleotides long. Its product is annotated as probable E3 ubiquitin-protein ligase RNF144A-B. NCBI's taxonomy places the organism in Eukaryota, Viridiplantae, Streptophyta, Magnoliopsida, Brassicales, Brassicaceae. Gene Ontology annotation, cellular component: cytoplasm; ubiquitin ligase complex. Gene Ontology annotation, molecular function: ubiquitin protein ligase activity; zinc ion binding; ubiquitin conjugating enzyme binding. The record is from RefSeq and is a predicted model, not a curated record. Gene Ontology annotation, biological process: positive regulation of proteasomal ubiquitin-dependent protein catabolic process; protein polyubiquitination; ubiquitin-dependent protein catabolic process. The transcript has 2 exons. Bases 1 to 918 code for a protein of 305 amino acids.